AUGUCCUCUUCUUCCUGUAUGUUGGCCGUCGAUGACCCUCUCUUUUUUACUGGAAAUAAUUCGCGUCGAAUUAUCCCCAACCUAACAUUUUUGCCUCGAGCAGCCGUGGAACAACAAAGAAAACUGGUUAUUCAUACAGCCAUUGUUUUGGGAGUACCAAUCACCCUGAUCACUCAAGAUACAGAGUUGCGCCGUGCACUUUACUACUUUCAACGUCCAGUCUAUGCAAUUAGUUACAUCGUUCUACUGCUGUUCUCUUUAGUCAUGUACUUCCUGGCUUGCUUGGUAGACCCUGGUUACCUGCCACUCUCCAAGAAGAAAAUACUGUCUCUGAACAACAACUCUGAUGAAGAAGAUAUUUUUGAAGAUAGUCAAAUGAUGAACAAGAACACUAACUACAGGCAUUGUGAUUUCUGUGAAGUACAGCAACCCAUGAGAAGUAAGCACUGUGAAGAUUGCAAACGUUGUGUUCGUAAAUAUGACCACCAUUGCCCUUGGCUUGAGGCAUGUGUUGGUGAGAGAAAUCACAAGUUCUUUUGGUUGUUCCUGCUCUCAAUAGCGUCUCUGAUAUUGUGGACCAUUUACAUCACCUGGGAAUCUAUUGUAUACAAACUAGAAUGGAUCCAGUGGUUGGAAAGCAAUGCCCUCCUAUUCUGUGAUUUAUUUGUCCUCAUUGUUGGGGGGAUGGUGGUUUUUGGAUUACUUAGUUUUCACUCCUACCUCAUCAUUCAGGGCCUGACCACGUGGGAAUUUGUGUCCCGAGAUAGAAUCACUUACCUCAAGUAUUUGGACGACUCUUACAACCCUUUUGAUGAGGGGUGCCUUUGCAACCUUUACCAUUUCUUGUUCCACUGGAAACUCCGGCGUUGGGAAACAGUCUAUGCUAAGAAAGCUGAUGCCCAGAGUACCAGCAAUGGUGGUAUUGUGUAG
Molecule: messenger RNA, 930 nt
Organism: Acanthosepion pharaonis
Lineage: Eukaryota; Metazoa; Mollusca; Cephalopoda; Sepiida; Sepiidae
Source: the annotation of a GenBank genome assembly